Armigeres subalbatus is the source of this 5473-nucleotide messenger RNA. RefSeq names its product capping protein inhibiting regulator of actin dynamics-like. NCBI's taxonomy places the organism in Eukaryota, Metazoa, Arthropoda, Insecta, Diptera, Culicidae. Gene Ontology annotation, biological process: microtubule cytoskeleton organization. The record is from RefSeq and is a predicted model, not a curated record. Gene Ontology annotation, cellular component: microtubule cytoskeleton.
CCGAUGUUGACAUGUGAUCUUUCGAAUGUCGAUCUCCGGUUCGCGCGAAUUCCUGUGCUCAGCUGCUGUAUUUUUGAUGAUGAUUAAACAUCAGUAGCGAAAAAAAAUAGUGACGACCACAAUCGGGAAAUAAUUUGCUCCGACUAACCAAGUUCCUUAUCCAAUAGCAGAGUUCCCAAGCACCCGCCGAUAACCGACUGUGGAAAUGACCGAAAAAUAGCAAUAUAACAAAUGUAGAAAAGCAAAGUGUUUAUCUCGAAGACGAAGAAAUUUCCGAAAAGCAAUCAUCUGUGAUAACCCAGUUCGGUUCCAAUAUUGGAACAGGUGAACAGGAAAGUUAAGUGAAUCUAAAUGCAUUGAAGUGAGAUUUCAUCCCGGGAAGAAAAAGAAGAAGAAACCAAACAUUUUCCUCGUUGGGAAGCAAUGUGGGAGCUUAUUAUUUUGAAAGCGAGUUGUUAGUGCCCAGUGGAGUGUAUGAGUUUCCCAAAUUCGAAGUUGCUCAACGGCAACAAGAAUAAAAACAAAAAUCGAUACAACGGGAAGCCACGCGCGGAAGAUUUCAAGCCUCCCCGGCAGAAGCUAUGAUAUCAGUGAAACGUUGUACAGCUACCAAUAUCAGUACCAACGGCCAUCAUCAUCCUCACCACAAUCCGCACGGUAAUAGCCCCAGCCACCACCACCACCACAAUCAGCACCAUCGCCAGAACGGUACGGUUCAGGUCCGCAGCAGUAGCGCAGGUCGCGCUGGCAGCAACAGUGGUUCCUCCGGUGGCUGUGGCAGCAACAACAACAAUCGGCUGAUCCGCAGCCGAAACAGCCCGUCUCUGGGUGCUACUAACGGGUACUCUUCCGGCGGUUUCCCCGGAGGAGGACCAGCAACGGUCGCCGCGUCGCUGACUAAUGGUGGAUCGUACUCGAUCAUCACGAACGGCGGUAGCUUGUACUACAGCACCAGCAACAACAGCAUAGCGGGACCGAAAAGUUUGGGAAGUGAGGGACCAGUGAGUAAGACGGUGGUAGCGGCUGCGGCGAGUACCGGUGCGGACAUAUUCGAACUGGACAGUUUGUUCCUAGUGCCAAAAUGUGCCCUCACGUACGAUAAGGCUAUGAGCCUACGGAAGGAUCUGGCGGCGUAUGAUUUCAACAUUAGGAUACUCGAGGAUACACCAAAGGGGAACGUUUGGAUAUCUGGAAACAGGGAUGCAACCAUACAAAAACAGAGCCGGCCAUCUUCAGCUAAUAAAGACACCCGUCCACACUCUAUGCAUCUGCAUACUCUGCACUGGUUUGCCUGCGUAGGCGAAGAUUACGAUAGCAAUGGUUAUGGUAACGAAGAAGACCUGCAGAAAGAACGCGAGGAGCGGAUAAAGCAGAUCAAAGAACGCCAGAAUGAGGAACGGCAGCGAAAGCUAGAGGAAAUCAAGGCACAAGCACUGGCCACGCAGAAAUACCGGGAACAGAAAGAAGAGGAACGGCGCCGUCGAAUGGAGGACCUUAGGCGGCGGGAAAACGACCGGCGCUCACAGGCCGAGGAGCGACGGCGUGCGAUACAGGAAGCGGACAACGAACGGCGACAGUACAUCCUGCAACGGAACCAGGAACGGGACCAGAGAAUGGAAAGCAAACGGCGCAACGAGCGCAGCUCGAUACAGUUCGCCUUUGGCUCGUCGACGCCACGGAUGAUCGACACCACCGACAGCGGCAUGUGCAGCUCGUUCUGGGCAAACCGGAGAGCGACAUCUAUCACGAAUGUGGCAUACACGGGGGCACCACUGACGCGUCGCAGUUCCGAACGGGAACUGACCGAUGGCAGUUCCAAGAAACGUGCUACCUCCGCUAGUGGUUUAGACCGAUCGACCGACGACAUGCGACGGAUGUCCAGCUCCAUGUACGAGGUGUUCAACUGGGCCAGCACCAGCGAGUGCCCGAAGAAGUUGACCCUCUCGCUGGCCGGCUCCAGUAUCAACAUCGACGCCCCGUCCAAGGCGGAACGAGCGGCUGCGGCGGCGGCGGCCGCUAUGAGAAAGGACGAUUCGGCUGACAUGAGCUACCAGCGUACCGUCAAUCGUCGCAAAACCGAUCUUAUGCCCACCAUUCCUAGUCCUCGCGAUAGCUCUAGAUCAUCUCUCGGCACUCACACCCCCAGAACACCAGGUCGAGCCUUCUCGAUGACACGCCUGGACCAGCUGGCACAGCCUCGUCGCCGCAACGGCGAACACAUCAGUGCAAUCAUCGAACGCGAACGCCGCCAGGCCCACGAGCUGGAGAACCUGACCCGGCUGUCCCUGUCCUCGUCCCGGGCGUCCCCAACGGCGGACGGCGGCGCCAGUAGUAAGCGCAUGUCCCGCAGCAUGUCCCAGCUGGCCAGUCCGUCCUCGUCCAAGUACCGACACCCAUCGCAGGAGUCCCCGCACUCGGCCGGGCGCCCCGGUCGGAAAUCUUCCUUCAACUCAUCGCUGGGCGACUCGAUGAUGAUGGGUGCCGGUCGGUUGGACACCUCCAAGAGCAUGUCCCAGCUCAACACGGCCGGGCGGGUUUCGCGCCUUACCAAGACCGAACGACUGCGCCAGCAGGUCCGCGAGCAGCUGAACGGAUCGGCGUCCACCGGCGCUUCGUCUUCUACGACCGCAACAGGUUUGCGAUCCGGUGAAAUCACGCCCAACAGUCUGAACACGUCCCGCCCGGGCAGUGCAAUGUCCAACUCGACGACGGCCUCCGGUGUGGUCUAUCGGCGGUCUCUGCCGCACUCGGCCGGAAGCCAUCAGCAGCGGAAGCAGCGGCCCGUCUCGAUUGCCGUCACCGGCGUUUCGGCGGGCCCGAAAGAAGAGAAACCUCCACUUCCGAAAAUAUCAGCAACGAAUAACAGUAGCUCCACCAGUUUGGAGCGCAAGCGUUCCCAGAGUGGAACCAGCACUCCAUCCAGGCCAAUCACAGCACCAGACAGUGCAACACCUAAGAAACACCACACUCCGAUGGAAAGGCAACGGCUAGGCAGCGGUACCAGCAGUGUUCGUGGUACUCCUAAGGCAUCAUCGACCCCGCUCCAGUCACCAGGCCCCGAGAAAGCAAACCGCACACUGCAGGACUCGCUACAGAAACAGAAAAAACAGCCAUCGGUAGUCGACGAUCACUCGCAACAGCCGCAGCAGCAACAACCACAACAGCUGUUGCCACAGCAACAGCCACCGUUGUUGGCGAAGGAAGGUUCUUCGGUCAGUGCGAAGAGCAGCAACGAAGAGAAGGUGGAAGUAGUGCAGCAGGAACAACAAAAGCAGGAGGAAGUGGUUGUGCAAUCAAACGAAGUCAUCACCGUCGUUGAAACUGUUGAGCAGCAACAACAGGUGGUUGUAGUUAGUGAAACAAAAGUUGCCGAGGAAGUGCAACCAGAGGAGGAGAAAGUCGAACAGCCUCCACAAGUCAUGGAAGUCAGCAGUCACGAAGAGAAGAAAGAUGAAAUGAAGGAAAGCACCAUCGCGAGCAACAAAUUGGAACCCAAUCCAACUUUGGAUGGUUCUAAUGCAGACUUGAUGACUGCCUCCAUGAUCGCCAAGCGCAUCAACACAGAAGAGGAAGCCAAAGCAGCUUUGGCCGAACGGCGCCGUUUGGCUCGCGAAGAGGCAGAACGCCUAGCCGAGCUCGAGCGGCAGCGAAUCGCUGCAGAAGAGGAAGCCGAACUCCAGCGCCAGCUAGAGGAGGAAGAGCGUCUCCGCAAGCUGGAGGAGGAAACCAUUCGCUUGGCCGAAGAGCAGCGCCGACUGGAAGAGGAACGACUCCAGCAAGCCAUCCAGGACGCCCAAAAGCGCGAAGAAGAGGAACGCCAGCGCCGUGAAGAGGAGGCUCGCCAGAAGGUGGAACGCGAGGAGGCAGAAAAGAAGGCCCGCGAAGAAGCCGAACGGCAACGCAUCGAGAUGGCCGAGCGACUUAAGAAGGAGGAGAAGGAGCGCGAAGAGCGACGCAAGCGGGUGGAAGCCAUCAUGUCUCGCACGAGAACUAAGGGAAGCGCCAACAACACGCCAACGAAGCAAUCCGACGAAAACAAAGAUAAUGCCAUGAGCAAGAGUGUGAUUGUGACAUCUAGUACUGCAUCAACGAUGUUGGACCAAACGAUGUCGAUGACCGAAUCGAUGCUGGGUUCGAUCGAACAGCAACAGCAACCAACGGAAGAUGCGGAAGCUGCUGCUCAAACGAUUGAAGAGAAAACAGAAUCGCUCGCUCAAAGCCUCCAAUCGCUGUCCCUAACGGCGACGGAAGGAAACCAGCAGAACCAGGAGAACAAUAACAGCAGCAGCAACAGCAGCAACGAUAGCAGUCUAAUCAGCAACAAUCACAACAACAAUGUGAACAGCGGUUUCACGACGACUGCUGCCAGCAGCAACAAUGCCACCGACUACGAACGCUCGGUGACGGAGAAGGAAAACCUUCUACUAGGUAGCUUUAACAAUAAUCUAAAGAAUAGUAACGCCACCAGCAACGGAGGCAGUGAUAACGGCAGCAGUCUGCAGCCAUCGUUGGUGGAGUCCAGCUCAACGCCAGCGGCUGCCCAUGUCAAUGGAAAGUCCACCAACGCCGGUGAUGCGACGACAAUCGCCGAAACGACCGAGCUGAUCAUCGAGGAUGCGAUCAUGAGCGGUCAAACCAACGGUCACAAGAACGGCAGUAUUGAUAAUGUGUUUACACAAAAUACACCGGCUGUUGACGGUUCCGCGAAAUUCCUAGCGCACUUCGACACUCAGCCACUAGACUUUGCGCUCUCGUCAGCAGCCGACGGCGUCGAAAGCAGCGAAAAUCACAAUCAGCUGGAUUCGACCACUUCUACCAGUACGAGUACGACGACAACGACCGGCACGACAGUGGUUGGUCAGUUGAUCGAGUUCAGUAGUUUCCAAUCGCUGCCUGACGAGGCACAGCAGCAGCAGCAACAGCAACAAACCAUUAGUGAUAACGACGAUCCCUUCAACCUUAACCUCGACAACAACAACAGCUUGCCCGCCGUCGAUGGCAGCAGCAGCCAUGUUGAGCUACUCGAGAGCAGUAGUAACGGUACCUCAAACCCCUUCUCCAAUUCCCUGUUCACCAGCAGUGAUGCAAAUCUGAUUAGUAAUAGCAAUUUCCUAAAUAAUAAUUCCACGAGGCUAGUCGCAACAUCCGACAGUCAAGACAACCGAGACUUGUCGCUCUUGUGAACGAGUAAAUUGAACUAGAUUUUAAAUUGCGUGCGUGCGUGCGUGAUCUACUCAUCCCAACUCACGUUUUGAAUGCGGCGCAACGCUACACAUCUGGACCCCAGAAACGGAAAGGUAACCAAACCGUGUGAGUAUCGGAAGCAACGCAACUUCAUAGGUAACGCCGCUACUUUAAGAAACUGUAGGUUUCCUAUAUGGGAUCUGUGUGGGCACUUGUGUACAGUUUGUGAGGAAGGAUCAAAGAGAACAGAACAUAGAAAUGCGUGCAUGCGUGUGUAUGUAAAUUGGAA